AUGCAUUCGUCCCCCCCCCCCCAUCUCACCCCUCUCCCUCCACACAUGACUGGCAGGCAAGGGGCGGAUGUGAGGGGGUACAUGGCAUGGUCGUGGAUGGACAACUUCGAGUGGCAGAUGGGGUACUCACGCCGCUUCGGCCUCGUGCAUGUGGACCGCAACACCAAUAUACUGAAGAGAACACCCAAGGCGUCUGCUCUUUGGUGGCAGAGGCUUCUAUCGGGGAUGGCUGUGUAUCAGCCAUGA
Closterium sp. Yama58-4 is the source of this 246-nucleotide messenger RNA. NCBI's taxonomy places the organism in Eukaryota, Viridiplantae, Streptophyta, Zygnematophyceae, Desmidiales, Closteriaceae. The record is from the annotation of a GenBank genome assembly.